CUUCAGUAUUUAGACAAAACUUUCUUGGCUUCUUUCUUCUAUACAAUAAAAAAAAUAAUAUUCCUAAUUUAAAACAAGUAUGUUUGAUUUUCUGGAUUUUCAAAACCAUGUUCCAAGAAAAAGAUAAUUUUAUUUAUACAAAAUUUUCAUAACGUAAAAUAUUUAACUACUAAUAAGUGCCAUUUGAACAAUGGAUAGAUGUGACAGAUGUACUGUCAACAUUAUUGAUGCCACGUCAGUACUUUAUUUUCGGUUACAACAGUCAUUUGGAUAAGCAUCUCAAGAGUUUGUACAUUUCGUAGUUUGACUUGAUACGAAAUUUUAUUUAUUUUUUAUUUUUUUUGAAAUUUGUAAUUUAUAUAAAUAGUCAUAAUAUUGUUGUUGCUGCUGGGAAUUUUAUGGUUAAUGAAAAAAGUUUCUAGCUUUUAUUUGAGUAGUAAACAUGUUGGCUGUGUUUGAGCAAUCUAUUGGGAAGCCACCUUCAGAGCUGAGCGUUGCUCAGACAGAUAGACAGAAAAAGGAGGCUAAAACAAAGGAAGAGAUUGAAGAAAGUUUCAAAUCAUGGAAGCCAGACUCAACUUUUUACCACCUUUCAAAUGGGAAUUUCAUGGCUUUUUCUCAUGGAAAUGAAAACCCUUUCCAUCCAAGGUCUAUUGUGGUGAUGGAUGACAUAUUCUGCAUCUUUUCUGGUGGUUUAGACAACACUUUUGAUUUGAGGAAAUAUUAUGGUCUUUCAAGACAAGCUACAGAAGCUAUGAUAAUGGUUGAGGCUUACAAAGUUUUAAGGGAUCGGGCGCCAUACCCUCCUGAUCAAGUCAUCAAAGAACUUGAAGGCAAAUUUGCUUUCAUUCUCUUUGACUAUAAAGCCUCCACUCUUUUUCUUGCUAGGGAUCGCGAUGGAAGUGUGCCGUUACACUGGGGAACUGCUACAGAUGGAUCAUUAGUAUGUUCUGAUGAUUCAGAGUUCAUUCAAGCUUCUUGUGGGAAAUUGUAUACCCCGUUUCCUCCAGGUUGUAUCUUCAUAAGUGACACUGGGCUAAUAAGCUUUGAUCAUCCAAUGCACAAAGUAAAAGGAAUUGCGCGUGAAGAUGAUGAAGGAAAUGUCAAUGCUGUGAUUUUCCAGGUGGACUUGUACACCAAACUCCACAGCAUUCCGCGCAGGGGAAGUGCUGCGAAUUGGGCUGGUGCUACUACGGUUGAAUGAAACGGAAGAUUUGAAACUUUGACGAUCUUCCCAAGUUGAGUCAUUAUUGUAAUAAUGUUAAAUCACAAACGGUAUGCUACUUUGUGGCAAUCUUGUUAAAUAAUCUGAAAUCAUAUGUUGCUGCAAUAAUAAUAUUUCCAUCAUCAA
Molecule: messenger RNA, 1351 nt
Organism: Solanum lycopersicum (tomato)
Lineage: Eukaryota; Viridiplantae; Streptophyta; Magnoliopsida; Solanales; Solanaceae
Product: stem-specific protein TSJT1
Source: RefSeq, a predicted model, not a curated record